GCAGGAACCAUACACAUAUAUAAACGUGUUGUUGUAUAUAGUGUUUCUUCUCCAGAUAUUGCAUGAGGUGUGUUGGUCCAGCAAGUCUGGGGACAUUCCAUUGCAAAGUCCAGUCCUUAUUGUGAUGACCCAUGAGCCUCAAUGACACUGAGAGCAAUGCCAGCGGAUUAUAAACACAUGAUGUGGCAUCCAGUAGUGGACAGGUCAGAGGAUAGAGGCCAGAAGACUAAUAUGAACCACUUCUUCUGAGAGGCAAAAAUAAUAGGUUUGCACAGGACCAAUAUCCCUACCUAGAAAAAGUUAAAGAUACGGAAACACCGAUGACAAUUCAAAAUCAACAAAAAAAAUCUGUAAAAACAGAAAUCCAACCUGUGAGUAGCAGCCUGGAACCAGGAACAAUGGAGAGAAGAAGUCAAUAUUCCAUAGAAAGCAAUGAGUUUAACAAAUAGAACCCCAAAAUACUGGUGGAGAGUACAAAGGUGAGAUACAAAGGAAAACUAUCGACAAACUGCAACAGAGUGGCUUAGCUGCAAUAAAAAGGUGUGGUGAAUAAUUGUGACAAAGGCACAAUGCAAGUGGUGCCUACGGAUAGGAGGCCUGUGGACCGUGGAUGGGCCUGGGUUGUCUUGACAGCUACGACAACAUUAAUGAUUCUUGUGAUGGGUAACAGUCGGAGUUUUGGCAUUUUUUUCAUCGAGAUUCUAAAAAUGUUCAACGCAUCUUCAUCAGCCAUAUCAACAAUUCUGAGUGCUGAACAUGUAGCAAGUUGUUUAACAGGAUUUGCGGCGAUGAACUUUCUGGCCAAAUUCAUUUCAUUCAGAACAUUUGUCCUCUGUGGUUCUGUUUUGAGUGCGCUGACUUUUAUCUGUGAUUUUGUUACCAAAGAUGUAUUUUGGCUGCCCUUCUUUCAUGUAUUUAAUGGAAUUGGACGUGCUUUUGUAUACGGAUCUUGUAUAGUUGUGCAGAGUACCUACUUUAAGCGCUACCUUGGCACAGCAAAUGCGAUAUCUGCUUGUGGAGUUAGCCUCGGACAAUUCGUCCUUCCGUAUUUACUCAACUACUUUAUAAUAACCUACGGAGUCCGCGGAGCUCUUCUUCUGAACGCUGGUAUUUAUCUACAAUGCCUUGUUUUUGGCGCCCUUCUACGCCCCAUCAGUUACUGUGACACAACAACACGUUCGAAAGUCAUCAGUUCUAUCGAUGUAGAACUAAAUGAAAGAAAUACAACUGCUAAAGGGGAAAAACAAACCGAAUCGAUGAAACUACAGUCAGACGAUGACGGAGAAAUCUCUCCGUUUUUGACAGACUCAAAAGACACAGAUAGCUGUGGCAAUGUUAACUCGCAGUCAGUUGAACCAAGCAACCCUUCUCUUGUAAUUAACACAAGGCCUAAUGAAAAAGACUGUGAUAAAAGUACUUAUUUAUUAGAAAAAUCUUCCGAUGUGAUAAAGAAUGGCAUCGUUAAAACUGAUGCCAAAACGCAUUCAGAAGGUUUAUUGGCCAGGUUCAGAAGAGUAGCUCCAGAUUUUACCCUCUUCAAGGAAAAAAUAUUUGUCUGCGGAUACAUUGGAACAGUUCUUGGGAGCGCUGCUUCCUCUAUUCCCCAAACAUUUUUCCCAGCUCACUCGGUAGACUUAGGAUUGUCUUCUAACGAUGGAAUUCUUUUUCUAACAAUUUCUGGUGCAGGCGAUCUUGUGGGUCGUCUGCUAAUAGUUUUCUUGGCUGAUCGAAAGUUUAUGAACCGAGCUCGACUACUUGGGGUUGCCCUCAUUAUUCAUGGAAUAGCUGCAUGCUUUGUAUCAUUCUAUACCAAAUUCUUUCUAUUCGCAAUGUAUUGCGCCUGUUAUGGAAUCUCCAGUGGUAUACAUUUUUCAAUUUCGAACACAGUCAUGGUGGAUUUUAUUGGAGCUCAAAGAAUCUCGGAGGCAGUCGGUUUGGUAAUAUUAGGCGCAGGGAUAUUGGGAACCAUAGCAUAUCCUUUUGCAGGUUACCUUCGUGACGUCACUGGUUCAUACAAUCCCGAAUUCAUUUUGAACGGCGUCGGCCUUCUCUUGAGCGGUACCUUGUUUCUCUCGGAGGCCUUUAUACCAUACAAGAAACAUUGAUGGAAGAGCUGUGACUGUUGUUAUCAGCAUGGUCAACGUUAUUGAGGAAUAAGACGACAUGGCGCGGCUGAUCGGACACUAACGAUUUGCCGGGACUUACUGGACAUUGAAGCUGUUUUUACGAGGGUAGUUUUUGGCACUGGUGACAAACGCACGCCACCGUAUGUGCGUGCAUAAAUAUACAGAAAGAGAGAGAGAGAGAGAGAGAGAGAGAGAGAGAAAGAGAGAGAGAGAGAGUGUGUGUGUGUGUGUGUGUGUGUGUGUGUGAGAGAGAAAGGGAGAGAGACGUGACAGUGUAUUACUUGAGCAUUAUUGACACAAAUAUUUUCCCUCUCCUCAUACACAUAAAGAACAAUAUACUCACAGAAAGGGAGAGGGAGAGAGGGAGAGAGAGAGAAAGAGAGAGAUUACACAUACAAACAUAACUAGAUUGUUACACACACAAAUGGAGAAAGAGAAACAAACAUUACCAUUUAUCAAUUGAGAACAAUUAACACUUACUUUCUCCUCAUAGAAAUAGAAAAAUAUAUCUCAGAGAGUGAGAGACAGCGAGGAAGGGAGCGAGUGAGAGAGAGAGAAAGAGAGAGAGAGAGAGAGAGAGUGUGUGUGUGUGUGUGUGAGAGAGAGAGAUCAUAACGUCUGAUGCCAAAUAGGUCGUAGUCGUAUCAGCAACUUGAAAUAUCAGGAUGUCUCAAACAUGAAUUACUGUGUCGCUAUCGACACAUAUCCAACAACAUCAGCGAUAGCAGAUCGGAACACUUGUAGAGCACAGGCCAAAUGGUUUGCUGGCGGUAUUUAGCUACAUAACUUCAUAUUUCUGGGCUCGAGUCCGUCUGUGGUUGACUUUGCUUUCCAUUUUUACGUUGUCCAUAAAACAAAACCCAAUCUCAAUGACAAUCACCAAAAUGGAGAUAUUUAUCCUCUGAUCACAAAAAAAUUAUGGUGUUGUGCUUGUAAUAGGAAUUAUAUUCAAUAUCAUUGUGUGUAUGCAUACAUUUUCUCAUCCUUAUUCUAGAGAGGCCAUUCACUAGAGAGGCAUUUAACCAACGGGUAUUGGGAUCUGAUGAUACGCCAUAAAGCCAGGCCCUUUAUGGACGUGAAACAUAACGAAAUCCCAUAAAAUGGCCUUAUUUAACUUCAACAUAUAUAUAUAUAUUACUCGAGAAUCAAACUAGUACACUUGAUUGUUCCCUCACCUGUCUUCAUCUUUUGAUUUCUAUAAAUUUGAACACUAUAUAUACAUAUAUAUAUAUAUA
Molecule: messenger RNA, 3361 nt
Organism: Octopus sinensis (East Asian common octopus)
Lineage: Eukaryota; Metazoa; Mollusca; Cephalopoda; Octopoda; Octopodidae
Product: monocarboxylate transporter 5-like
Exons: 6
Coding region: 570-2105 (511 amino acids)
Biological process (GO): transmembrane transport; monocarboxylic acid transport
Molecular function (GO): monocarboxylic acid transmembrane transporter activity
Source: RefSeq, a predicted model, not a curated record